Chrysoperla carnea is the source of this 4114-nucleotide messenger RNA. It is a transcript of the gene Gli, whose product is annotated as neuroligin-4, X-linked. Gene Ontology annotation, cellular component: septate junction; cell surface; tricellular tight junction. NCBI's taxonomy places the organism in Eukaryota, Metazoa, Arthropoda, Insecta, Neuroptera, Chrysopidae. The transcript has 10 exons. The coding region runs from base 16 to 2667 and encodes 883 amino acids. The record is from RefSeq and is a predicted model, not a curated record.
AUUCGCCACCAAAACAUGGCGUUGAUUUUAAUAAACAAUAAAAUACAAUUUACGUGUGAUGUGAAAAAGUUAAUUUUCUGGAUCAAUUUAUGGUGUUUUGUGUGUGGUCAAGUGGAUCCCGGUGGUCGUUAUCGUAAUCGUGCGGGUGUUUAUGUUGAUCCUGGUGAACGAGGAUAUAGUACAUUUGUGUAUAAGGAUCGUAGAUAUGGAACGUAUCAACCGAAUGCGUACGGUAAUCAAUAUUCUGGACAAGAUCCAUAUGCAAAUCCAGUUUUACCGCCAGGUUCGAAUCCCUACAAUGCACAGGAACAAUUUGAGUUUAAUCAAAAUCAGAAUGAUCCACAAAGGGUCUACUUACCGGGUGUUCUAGGUGGUUGGAGACCUGAUUUACAAGGAAAACAACGACAGGAUAGUAUUACCUUACCUCGUGAUAUUUUUGUAAAUACAAAUUAUGGCCAAGUUCAAGGAUUUAAGGUUUACAUUUAUGACGAUCCACGGCCUGAAUCUGGUUAUCGUCCAAUGGUCAAUGUUCUGGAAAAAAUCCGUGGUACUUGUCACGUUUUCUUGGGUAUUCCCUAUGCAAUGCCUCCAAUAAAUGAAGGACGAUUUAAGCCACCACGACCUCAUAAAAGUUGGCAACAAAUUCAGGCUGUCGAUUAUGGGCCAGCAUGUCCGCAACCAAAUCGAUAUACGGGAGCUACAAAGGGAAUUAACGACAUGGACGAAGAUUGUCUUUAUUUAAAUGUCUUUACACCUUCGAUUGAAAGCAGAGCUCAAAAAUAUCCCGUAAUGGUUUACAUUCACGGUGGAGAAUUUACAUACGGCGCCUCAAAUACAUUCCCGGGCCAUAUUAUGGCCACUUUUUACAAUGUGGUCAUUGUGACAAUCAAUUAUAGAUUGGGUGCGUUAGGAUUUUUAAGUACGGCCGAUGUCAAUUCACCUGGUAAUUAUGGAAUUUUGGAUCAAGCAAUGGCCUUACGAUGGAUUCAUGAUAAUGUUGAAGCUUUUAAUGGUGAUCGUAAUUCCAUCACACUAUUCGGACCUGAUGCUGGAGCCGCUUCCGCAGGUCUUUUAAUGGUUGCACCCGAAACAAGAGAUCUUGUAACUGGUGUUAUUGCUCAAAGUGGUUCAGCGGUCGCAGAUUGGGCCUUCAUCGUGGAUCGAUACCGUGCUCAAAACACAAGUAAAGUAUUCGGUUUGAAAGUGGGCUGUAGUAUUGAAUCCUCGUGGAAACUAAUCAAUUGUCUAAAACGUUCACGACAUUUCUCGAAAAUUGGAAACGCUGAAUUAAAUCCAGAUGUUGGAACAUUCCCAUGGGGUCCAGUUCUUGAUCAAAAUUUAACGAUGCCUGAGUACGAUGGUGGAUGGCGAAAGAAAGAUUGGGUCUUUUUGAAGGAAACACCUGAAGAAUUAAUUAAAAAGGGACAUUUUAAUCCGAAUUUACGAUAUAUGAGUGGUGUUACUACACAGGAAGCUGCGUUUUUCAUAAAAAAUAAUAAAACUUUGGAUCCAUAUUACGAAGUGGAUGAGGAUUUUUUCCAUCAAAAAAUUAUGGAGCAUGUUCUUCGGUACAAUUACACUUUGAAUCCGCUAGGAGUUUAUGAGGCAAUUAAAUAUAUGUACACCUAUUGGCCGGAUCCUCAUAACAAAACACAUUUCCGGGAUCAAUAUAUUAAGAUGCUUUCUGACUUUUUGUAUGUGGCCCCACACGAUAAAAUGGCCAAAUUAUUAUUGGAGAAAAAUGUUCCCGUUUAUUUAUAUGUUCUAAAUACAACCGUCGAAAGUUUGGGAUACGAUUAUUGGCAUCAAUACACGCAUAAUAUUGAACAUCUGUUUUUGACUGGAGCACCAUUUAUGGACGAAGAAUUCUUUCCAAAAAUACAUCGAAUCAACCGAUAUAAAUGGACAAAUAAUGAUCGAAACAUGUCACAUUUCUUUAUGAAAGCGUACACAGAUUUUGCACGAUAUGGUAAUCCAUCUCAGCAACAAAUUCUUGGAUUACAUUUUGAACGAGCCCGUCCUGGAUUCUUAAAAUAUCUAAAUAUAAAUACGACCUACAAUUCGACAAUUUUAUGGGAUUAUCGUCAAACGGAAUCGGCAUUUUGGAGUUAUUAUCUACAAACCGUAAUUGGACGAUUAGUGCCAACUUAUCCACCAAUCACUGAGAUUUGGUGGGAGCCUAAACAACCUUUACAAAUUGCAUUUUGGAGUGUCUCGGCAACAUGUUUACUUUUAGUGGUUAUGGUUGUCGUGUGUUGUAUGUUGUGGCGCAGUGCAAAGAGAAAUUCAGAUCGUUAUUACUCGGGUGAAAUGUUUAUGGUGCACGAUAAUCCAGACGCUGAUCAAGGUCUAGAUAAUCAUAAUCCACGGGCCGAAAAUAACAUUUAUGAGUAUCGUGAUGUACCUUCACCACAAAGUGGAAAAACCCGAGUAUCUCAGCAGACGACGGCCCUCGUUACAGAUCCAGGUCGUGCUUCUAGCAUGGGCUCAUUAUUAACGGGCAGUGUUUCAUCAUUACGUGAACAUCCUCCACCACAAAAACAACAACAGCAAGCGCAUACGCAACAACAACAACAACAACAGAUGCAACCGACUAGCCAACAGUUAACAAAUCGGACCAGAAGCAAAACACAAUUAGUACAAGGUGUACCACAGACACAAGUGUAGCGUACAAAUUUUUUAAGCUUUAAUUCGUUCAAUAUUUUAAAUUUUGUGAUAAUUUUUGUGUCUUAAUUUUUUUUAUAGGUGCAAUAUUUUUGUAAUUCAAGCGUUAUCAGUCUCAAAAAACGUAAAUCGUUUCCAAAAGCUUGUAUUUUUUUGCGUCUAAUAAUUCUUAGAAACACGUUUUUGCAAGAAAACAUCAACGUUUCCGGACGUAUGUGUCCGGGUUUUUUUCGGGCUACCAUAUUUAAAUUAUACUACUCUGUUAUAGUACAUAUAACAGACAAAGCAUCUAUUGUUUGAAACUGACAGUACACGCCUUCUUGUGUGUGCCAAUCAACUUGAAGUUUUUCUCCCAAAAAUUGCCAAAUCUGCCUUAUAAGUAAUCCAUCGCCGUCUGUGACCUUUUUUUAAAGUUUUAACUGUAGAUUAGGGUAAAGAGGGAACUUUGUUGAUGUUUUCUGGCAAUUGAACUCAAUUUAUCGAACAAUCGAUUAAUUUCGAACAAAAACUUGUUUGUAACGCACACGUAAUGCUGCAACCAAUACCUGACAAUCAAAAUAAUGAUCUCUCUUUUUAAAAAACUUAUUUUUCUCUAUUCGCUCGCUAUUUUGAAGCGAGAGAUUUUUUUAUAAAAAUAUACAUUCCUUUUCGAAUCAAAUUUUAAAAUAUUGACAAGAAUGGCAAUAAAUUUUCUUUAAUGGAAAAUCGAAAAAACAAAAACCAAAGAAAUUUUUUAAAAAGUUUGCCAUUUGAACACAACUUUUGUUGGUAGCUUAUGAAAGAAAACAAAACGAUACCGUCCAAGUCCUACAGGAAUUUUUUGCAUAAUAUUAACGUAUUUUCUUUUAAUAAUUGUUAGUAUAUAGAAAUUUCUAACUUAAAAUUCGGCUAAAAAUGCCUUUUAUAAAUCAAAAGUGACUUUUGAGUGCCUUUGCCUCUUUAAAAAGAAAUCAAUUUUUUAAUAUUUAAGUCAGUAACUGCCAUAUCAUAAAAAAUUUGAAUUUAGAAAGAACAAAAAAAAAACAUAAAUUUGAUAUACAGUGUCGUUCAGGAAUUCUCUAAAACCAUAUGCACAAACAUUUAUUAAAUAAAUAUCCUGGAACACGCUGUAUAUUAUAGAUCCGUGCAUGUGUGUAUGAAUUUUUAUGUACGUAUUAAUUUUAAUAAUGUAGAUUUUAUAUUUCUCCCCCAAAAUUUAUUUUUUUUUUAGUUUAAGAACUGUCAGUUCGCUAUGUUAUCUUAACGAGGUUCUACUGUAUUUUUUUUUUCAAAAUGAUAUUUACACUUCUAGUUAGAUGAGGAUAGCACAGCGCCCAACGCUCUUGAAAUUGGAAAUCAGUGGAUCAAAAAUCUUGUUCGGAAAAUGCUGCACCGAAUAAGGAGCGAACAGCCUUUGGCCACUGUAUUGAAUUCGUUAGAAACUUUCGUAAAGAUUGUUUUGAAACCUUGC